This is a messenger RNA of Penaeus vannamei (Pacific white shrimp), 2674 nucleotides long. RefSeq names its product alanine racemase. Gene Ontology annotation, cellular component: cytosol. NCBI's taxonomy places the organism in Eukaryota, Metazoa, Arthropoda, Malacostraca, Decapoda, Penaeidae. The record is from RefSeq and is a predicted model, not a curated record. Gene Ontology annotation, molecular function: alanine racemase activity; pyridoxal phosphate binding.
GCGUCGCCAGCCACAGACGGUGAGCUACAGCAGGUAGUCCUCCGGAAGCAGCUCUUGAAUCAGGAGUGAAAGAGGGUUAUACGUCGUGUUCCUUUAUCCGGUCACUGAACUCGCACACACCUGCUUGGGUGCCUUCUACGCAAUGCCACCCCCGCCACCACGCCCCCCAUCCUACCUCCAACCCGGCCUUCUCUCGGCGGGGUCCACGAUGUAAGGAGCCAGAAACCCCGAUUAUUUUUAGUCAGUCGGCAGCCCGCACCCAGGCAAGAGCUGCGCCACUACAACCUGUGAGAGUCGGUGACACGAUUCGAUCCCAGAAGGAAAUGUUAUGAUGUAAACCGAAGUGAGAGCAAGGGGGUCACGACACACUUCCGAUGCAGAGUGAAGGUGACGCAACUUCAUCUCGCGAGGGCAGCAAGGUCGCCCGUGUAAUUCGAUGUUACUGAACGACGGAUUUUCCCCCGACCGCGUAAAACGUUAGGCGCGGGAAUUACAGGAUCGUUUCAGUUCUUGUAAUUCGACUCAUUGGAAAGCAAUAAAAGCCCUUGGUAUCGUCUCCUAAUCGACCGUGACCGCAGAAGGAAACUAGCUUCUGAAGAAGGCGCACCGCCCGAGCUCCUCCCAGCACCCAGUGAUCAUUUUCAACCGAGAAAGCCGUGAAAGCCGUUUCUUUUAAAUCCAACGAGAAAUUUAAUCAACUGAAGAACCAUGACAGGAGAAGCGACAACGUCCCUCAGCCCAACCGCCCGCGUGGGUCCUGCCAAGGCGUCCCUGCUGCCGCUGCUGGACGACGCCUUCGCGCAGCUCAAAGUGCCGUCCUUCAUCCACGUGAACCUGGACGCCGUGGCCCACAACGUCGAUGUUCUCAAGGGCCUUUCUUCAGCUCAUACAGAGAUUAUGGGUGUUGUGAAGGGCGGUGCUUACGGCUCGGGUCUCCUGCCGGUGGUGGAAGUCCUCCUGGAGAAGGGCGUGAAGGAAUUGUCGGUUGCCACAGUGGCCGAGGGGGUCUACUUGCGCAGGCAUGGGAUACAGGUCCCUAUUACUGUCCUAGGCAACCUACUGCCAUGUGAAGUGAGCGACGUGACGCAGCAUCAUCUCAUUCCGUCCCUCAGCUGGUCUCAAGCCCUGACCUCAGUACCCCGUGAGGCCUUAGUGUAUCCAGACGGCUCGAGACUCAAAGUGGCCAUCAACAUCGACACGGGAAUGUCUCGCUACGGCGUCCAACCCGAAGACCUUCCCGCGCUGGUGCAAGAGCUGGACGACCUCGAAGUCAGCAUCUACUCCCUGUACACGCACUUCCAGUCCGCCAUCACGGAGAGGGAGAAGAACCGCAAACAGCUCGAUCUCUUUCUCGAAGCUUCGGAACCUUUCACGUCCCGUGGUAUUAGUCGACAUGUGGCAGCUACAACAGGAUGUGUGCAAGACCUUGGGACUGACUUGGACUUCAUAAGACCCGGCGGGGCUAUCACAGGCUUAUGUUCAGGCAGCGACCGAGAAGGAACGGAGCAGUUCGCAAUGAAAGGCUUCCAACCUGCGUUCUCCGUGGUUGCUAGGCCUACCUUCUACAAGCUCCUGAAGGCGGGACGAGACAUCGGCUACGACGGAACAUACACCACUUCCGAAGACGAGUGGAUCGCCAACUUCACCACAGGAUGGUCAGAUGGUCUCAGUCGACGUCUUAGCAAUUUCGUCGGUGCGGUCAAGAGAGUUAACACAGGUGAACGGUGCCCCAUCGUGGGUCGAGUGUCCAUGGACUCCAUCACCGUCCGCCUCCCUGAAGAGCCAUCCCCCGGCGAGGUGUUCCAAGUCCUCACCGAUGACUUCGACGACGUGACUUCGGCGGUGGGCAUGGCGAGGAACCUCGGCGGCGCCACCUACGAGAUGCCCGGAAACUGGUCCACUCGGCUGCCUCGCCUCUACACUCGCAACGGGAAGAUCGUCAGGAUUUGCCCGAGCCUUGAGUACACGUGCUGAGGGAUUUCCGGGAGAAGGAGGCCUCUUCUGUAUAGCGGGGAUGGCGAUUGAUAGCGAUGGUUGUGAACCGAUGGCAGCAUGUUGGUCAGUCAUGUGUGUGUGUGUGUGGGGGGGGUCAGAAAGAAUAUGAUUAUCCAUCAUCAGAGUUGUCGUAGGCAGACAACAAAACGAUAAAGGGUAAUUUUAGAGGUCACUGUAAGCCUCAUAGGCUGGUUGGUACAGUAAAAAUGCAAAUUUAUGCAAAUAUAUAUAUAUAUAUAUAUAUAUAUAUAUAUAUAUAUAUAUAUAUAUAUAUAUAUAUAUAUAUAUAUAUAUAUAUAUAUAUAGUCUUUUUUUUAGAAAAGUCGGGUGAGUCACGGCCCCAACCCCCACGUAUUAAUGCGUAGUAGUCGAUAUCAAUGAUAUUAACACAACAGCACUUUUAAUAGUAACAUAAGGAAAUGAUCGGAUGGUGCUGGUUAUCACAGCAUUCAUUUUUCACUUUUCGUUAUUUACUUCCUUUCCUCUUUUGAUAGUUUUUCCUUCCCUUAUAAUAUUCAAGAUCCAAAAUUCUUUGCACUUCACUUGCAUUUAUAUCAAGUUCCAUUUUCUGUAACAGAACUUUUACCACCACAACUCAGAAACGAUAUAAACAUAGGAUAGUCCCUCUUAGAUAAAUAGCAUGAAUUUAGUUUAAUUAGUGAAUGCGCCGAAAUAUGAU